UCGAGUUUACAAACAAAUGGGACGUCGAUUGUGGUCGAUUUAACGCAGGACUUCAUUGCUUAAAAUGCGAAUUUCUGUAAUUUAGUCGCUAGAAGCUAAUCAUAUAACUGUCUGCAAUGUCUGGGUGUUACUAUUUCUAUAUUGUCUGCCACACAGACAGCCCAAUUUUCGAAAUGGAGUUCAUGCCGAGCGCUAAAGAACCAAAGAAGGAAGACCAUCGUCACCUAAUCGAAUUCAUCGCCAACGCUGCCCUCGACUUGGUGGAUGAGCACAUGUGGCGGACAAGCAACAUGUAUCUGAAGGCCGUGGACAAGUUCAACCAGUGGUUCGUGUCCGCUUUUGUCACCGCGAGCAAUAUUCGAUUCCUUGUGGUCCAUGACAACAAAAACGAGGACGGCAUUAAAAACUUCUUCAUGGAAAUGUACGAAACGUACAUCAAGUUCUCAAUGAAUCCUUUCUACAAGCAAAACACGCCCAUCAAAAGCAUCGCAUUUGAAAAGAAGGCUCAGUUUUAUGGCAGGAAAUUCCUCACAAACUAGAUAAUGAAUACGGUGCAAAAAUGGACACUACUUACUUACUUGUCAAGCUUAAGUUGGAAGUUGGAAAAUCCAAAUGAAUGAAAUGAAGCAGAUGCUUGGCUGUUGGAAGAUUUUGGGAGUUACUUUAGCCGGAACAAUAUUCAAUUGACUGUUGGUUAUUAUUAAUAGAAAGUAUGUCAUGAAAGAAAUUAAAAAUGUUAUCUUUUAUAAUUUUCAAAACAUAUAUUUGAAGAAAUUAUUUUUGAUCAAGCAGCACGUUUCUGAUAUAUGAACUAAAUAAUAUUUUAGUUGUGAUCUUUUAAUAUUGAAAACAUAAGAAUUGGUCUAGUAACACAAUUAAAGAGACCUUAUUAAUUACAAA
Molecule: messenger RNA, 900 nt
Organism: Cloeon dipterum
Lineage: Eukaryota; Metazoa; Arthropoda; Insecta; Ephemeroptera; Baetidae
Gene: Trs20
Product: TRAPP subunit 20
Exons: 3
Coding region: 117-539 (140 amino acids)
Biological process (GO): endoplasmic reticulum to Golgi vesicle-mediated transport
Cellular component (GO): TRAPP complex; nucleus; cytoplasm
Source: RefSeq, a predicted model, not a curated record